Chlorella variabilis is the source of this 1263-nucleotide messenger RNA. RefSeq lists its product as hypothetical. The coding region runs from base 8 to 1159 and encodes 383 amino acids. The transcript is spliced from 10 exons. Gene Ontology annotation, molecular function: hydrolase activity, hydrolyzing O-glycosyl compounds. The record is from RefSeq and is a predicted model, not a curated record. Gene Ontology annotation, biological process: carbohydrate metabolic process. Lineage: Eukaryota; Viridiplantae; Chlorophyta; Trebouxiophyceae; Chlorellales; Chlorellaceae.
GCACACUAUGGCCAUGCUGCUGUUAUGGCUCCUGGUGCUGCCAGUCCUGGCCCAAAGCAGCUCGGUCGAAGACACCGUCAUUUCUUUGCAGGGCACGGGCCUCCCGCUGGACGAGGAUGGCAAGGAGGUGCACGCACACGGCGGGCAGCUGCUGCAGGAGGGAUCCACUUUCUACUGGGUGGGGACCUCUCAAAAGGUGCUGCCGGCCUGGACAUCCACUCACAUCAACAUCUACAGCAGCACCGACCUGCAGAAUUGGCAGUUCAGGAACGUUAUCUUCCGGUGGCAGCAAAUUGUGGGCUUCCCGCGGCGCCUGCCCUACGGCCACCUGUGGCAGCCGCCGCCGCCAUACCGCAUCGAGCGGCCCAAGAUCCUGCACCACGUGCGGCGCCGCCGUUACAUCCUCAUGUUCCAUCUGGACACCCCUGGCUUCGAGGUGCCCGCUGUGGGGGUCGCCAUCAGCCCCAACAUCACGGGCCCCUACCGCUGGCUGCACCACUUCUUCCCAGACAACAACACCAGCUACGACAUGACGGUGUGGCAGGAGCCGGGCACGGGGCAGGCCUACCUCGUGCGCAGCUGCCCUGUGAUGACGAUAGCAGUGUCGCGGCUGCGCCCAGACUGGCUGGCCACCGCUGGCUCCAUCUGCUCCCGGACCGGGCUGGGGGCAGAGGGCCCGGCGGUGUUCAGGCACAGCGGCAGGCACUACAUCUUUGCCUCACACUUGACAGGCUGGGCUCCCAACCCGCCCAUACUGCACGAGUCCACCGCCGGCGGCAUGUGCAGCACCUUCUGGCGGCUGCUGCCCGCGCCGGCGCACGGCCCGUUGGCGGGGACCACUUACGACUCGCAGUCCACCCACAUCUUCACAUACACCUUCCAAGACGGCGCCGAGGUGCUGGUGUGGAUGGGCGACCGCUGGAACGAGCAGGGCAGAGGCUCUGUGGGAGGAGCCAGCUACGUGUGGCUGCCGCUGCUGCCGCGGGUCGGAGCGCCCGGCUUUGAGCUGGUGUAUGCGGAAAACUGGAGCCUGCGGCAGUACAAGGGCGCUGUGUGGGACGUGGCGGCCCAGGCGGUACGGUUUGCUGCUGAUGUGGAGGAUUCGCCACGCUUUGCGACCGAGCCGGGGCGCGGGGUGGAUGGUGUGGCAGUGAGUUGACGCACACACUCCUCCUGCGAUGCUGCGGCCAGCUGCCGACAGCAGACAUUUCAUGCUUCGUUUUCUUCCCUUGCUCCCCAACUAUCCUGUAAGCAUUUCUACAU